AUGUCUCAUUCAAGGCGAAGAGUUGAGAAGGCGAUCAAAAGUGUGACUGCCAUGUGUCAGACGGUAGCGCCCUUGAAUGAAGUUGAUCUACAUCUUGACGAAUGCGGGUUUAUGAAAAGUUUUCAUUACCUAGAAUAUGUUUCGAACAGUUGCAACGUGACUGACUUCAUGAAUAUGUGGCUGUCUAUCCUUGACAAGACGGAUACCUGUGAACGCUCUACCACUUUCGCUGCCGCCUUGCUUCCCCAUUGUGGCAUUUCGAUGUUGAACAAGUGUUUCUUGAUUUUACAAGGGUUGAUUGAGCGACAUCCUGAAGCUGUCAAUACGUUCCUUAUGUUGUAUAGUAUGCUGUACGCUAAAUCAUAUUUUGACGUCGAUAGGCGAACCAUUUUGAAUUCUAUUCGUGGUCUUUUCAUCAACAGAUUUGCUGUAACACCGGCCAUAAAUUUUCUGUCCAUAGUAUGUCGUCAGGCUGGUGAGGAGCGUAGCUUAGCAUAUGAUCUGCUGAGUGAUCUGGUGACGAAGUUCCCAACAGCAUUCGAUGCUGUGAAACCUUUGGCCCUCCCUGCUGAGUCGGAUUCUCUUGAUCUACUUGAAUGCAAACUCAAGCUCAUGGCUGCACUCUGUAUUUCGACUGAUCGAUCUGACGAACUUCUUCCGUCACUGUCCGCUCUGCUGAAGAAAGACGCUGCUGUGGUCAAGGCAGCCGUCACUGUUGUUCUUGCUCUUUGCAAAGAAGAGAUUCUCGAUGUUAGUACUAUUCGAAAGCAGCUAAGCAGCAGAUUGCGGCAGCCAGGAUUUGAGGAAGCUCUUGCGAGUUACUGCGAAAUUCUCGCUACAAGUGCCACUCUAUCUGGUGAAGAUAAUGAGACGCUUUCACAAGAGUGUGUGGUGGAAUUGUGGGAGAUCACUCAACUUCGCAGAAAUUCUUCUGAUGCUGAUGAAGCCCGGAGAGCUGCAUGGACCGCUUUGGGUCAGUCUUGCUUUUCCAUUUUUUCUUAA
This is a messenger RNA of Cooperia oncophora, 1002 nucleotides long. Lineage: Eukaryota; Metazoa; Nematoda; Chromadorea; Rhabditida; Trichostrongylidae. The record is from the annotation of a GenBank genome assembly.